Molecule: messenger RNA, 840 nt
Organism: Aspergillus oryzae RIB40
Lineage: Eukaryota; Fungi; Ascomycota; Eurotiomycetes; Eurotiales; Aspergillaceae
Exons: 1
Coding region: 1-840 (279 amino acids)
Source: RefSeq, a predicted model, not a curated record
AUGUCCACUUCCACUCCCACACUGACUGUCUACGACAUCCUGAUGCGCGAGCCCGUAUCGGAGAACGCCUGUUCCCCCAACCCAACAAAAACCCGCCAGACUCUAAACUUCAAGUCCGUCCCCUACAAAACAACAUGGAUCGACAUGCCAGACAUCGCCAAAACCCGCAAAUCGCUGGGUAUCCCCGCAGGCCGCAAAUUCGCCGACGGGAGCGAAUUCUACACCCUCCCUGUACUGGUUGACACCGCCACAAACUCCAAAAUCGGCGACUCUUUCGAUAUUGCGGUGUACAUGCACGAGACGUACCCCAGUGUGGGCGGAGACUUGUUUCCUCAGGGUGUAGAGCUGGAUUUCCGGACUAGCAAUACGGCCAUGCUAGUUCCGCUUUCUGAGCUUAGUGAGGUUGCGAGACGGGAGAGGUACAUCCGCUACGCUGAAUUCAAUACGCAUGUUGACGCCGCGUUUACGGCGCACACGAUCCUCAACGUCAUGGGGUUACCGUUUAACCCGGAGACUGCGGAGGCGUCGAAGGCGGAGUUCUGUCGGCGGGCGGGGAUGCCCUCAUUUGAGGCGUUCAAUGUCACCGGCGAGGCGAGACGGGGGAUUAUGGACUCGUUUGAGAAGACGCUGGGGGAUCUGGCGAGGUUGUUUGUCCGAAAUCAGACGGGACCGUUUAUCUUGGGGGAUAAACCCUGCUAUGCGGAUUUCAUUGUGGGGGGUUGGUUGAGGAUGUUUAGUGUUUGUUUGCCGCGGGAGGAGUGGGAGGAGGUGAGGGGGUGGCAUGGGGGUGUUUUUGGGGAGUUGUUUGAUGGGUUGAGGGGGUUCUAUGAAAUUAAGUAG